AUGUAUCAAAUUUGUUUACAAAUUGUGUAGUGGACGAUUUUGUAGCUUGAGUUUCCAGCAGUGUCUUUAUGAGCUUUUUAACCAGAGAACCUCGAACAGUACUGCUGUCAUCACAGCGGCCAUCACGCCUUUGUCUACGGAAGUAGUUUUGUGCUGUCCCACUUAACAGGAUAACGCAUUAUUAUUAUUUACAAGUAACCGACUAUUAUCGGAAGGUAUGAAGAAUUCUCUAUUGUUGUCAUAAGUCAUUGCGUGCUGCCAUAAGGCUGCAUGCGGCAUAUUGGCUGUGGACUGUACCGGGGUCAGUGACCGGGGCGCAUAUGCCGGUCAGUAUGUUCGGAUUCGGACGCCUCUCCGCCGAGGGCAAAGUCGGAAUCGCAUCGGGGGUCGUGUUUUUCUCUAUGCUUAUAUCCAGAACAUUAAUCUCGGAGCGGGUCGACAAAGGCACGCGCGCGUUGCUGUUCCGCGUGCAGUUUCUGCUGUUCAUCAACUCGCUGCUGCUGCUGGGCUCGCUGUACCUCUGGAAGCGCGUGGUGAAGCGGCUGUGCGGAGCCCGAGCUGCGCCUUCCGUCCCGCAGAGAUGCUGGAGGAUUAUUGUCCUGCUGUUCCUCGCGCUCGUGCACGGCAGCUACCUGUGCAUGUUUUUCCUCGUAGAUACCGAGCCACACUGGCUCUCGCUGCUGAGUUUCUCCUGUUUGGGUGUUUAUGUCAUCCUGCUGUUCUUCCUAUUUGUUUUUGGCUGCCUAAAUCGCCUUGGCAAGCUUCUGUCCCGCAGCAGAAGUGCGGAGGAUGCGGUCGCGAGCGGAUCAUUCAGACAGACUGUGUUGGCUUUGAUAAUAACUGCAGUGCUGGCAGUGUAUGGGUUGGUAAAUGCAGCCCAGCCUCCUAAAGUGGUUGAUGUAGAGAUCCCAGUAGAGAAGCUCCCCGAGUCUCUGAACGGGCUCAGGUUGGUGCUUCUGUCCGAUAUUCAUCUGGGACCUACUGUGGGCCGCUCCAAACUGCAGCGCAUUGUGUCUAUGGUGAAUGAGCUCAACCCAGAUGUGGUGGUGAUUGUCGGUGAUCUGACUGACUCUCAGGUGUCUCGGUUGAGGAGCGCUGCAGAACCACUGGGACAAAUGAAGCCUCGACUGGGCUCCUAUUUUGCUACAGGCAAUCACGACUACUACACUGCUGAUGUGGAAGGAUGGUUUGAGCUCUUACACUCAAUGGGCAUCGAGGCUCUUCACAACAGCCAUGCAAAAGUCUUCCGCCCUGAGCGAACUGAAGACUGGAUUUGCCUUGCUGGUAUCGAUGACCUCGAGGCCCGCAUGCUACGGUACCCAGGCCAUGGCAUGGAUGUUGAGAAAGCUCUCAACGGCUGCACCACAGAAAGCCCUAUUAUUCUUCUUGCACAUCAGCCUCAUGCUGCCAAACAGGCCCUCCAGCAGCGGCCAGACAUCAGCCUGGUGCUCUCAGGUCACACACACGCUGGUCAGCUGUUCCCCCUCACCAUCCUGGCAUUCCUAAUGAAUCCAUUUUUCUGCGGACUCUACCGUGUCUCUGAACACACUAUGGUCUACGUGACCCCUGGAACCGGUUAUUAUGGCAUUCCAAUGAGAAUCGCAAGCCGUUCAGAAAUUACAAACAUUGUACUGAAACAGGCCUAAGAACCCCCACACUGUACAGUGCAGGGAUCAGACACACAUUCUCAUUCAUAUAUGUUUAUUACCCCUGCAUGCUGCCACACAAACAAGCACUCAUGUAUUGCAUAGUAAUGUACGCAUCAUCAUUUGACAUGUCAGUCUCAUUCACCACUAUCUGCUCAGGUUUGCACUAUGAUUUGCUUGAGCACAAUAUCAUAACAGGUCUGAUUCAUUACAUACAGAAUGUGUAACAGUUUUAGUUGUUAUUGUGUUAUUUAAAAGCCCAAUUCAUUCACUGCACUGACAGCCAGCAACAGACAUUUUGAUCGGUUUGGCCAGAUGAGUUUGUUUCCCCUGUUGCUGUCUGUCAGAGCUAGGCAUGGGACGAGAACUGGUUUCAAGGUUUACCGCGGUUUGGAAAAGUCAAGGUAUUAAAACCGCAAACAAAUUAUGAUAUGCCGUUCCUAAGGUAUAUGUUAGGUUUUUUUAAAGUGUUUUUUUUUCAUGUAUUGUAAAGAAAUCUGUGUUUUAAAACAAAUGAAGAGAGCAGAAGUCAAUUAUUUAUUAUCUAUUAUUUAGCUUGGCAUGUUUAUUGUUCCAAAAUAUUAUAAGUGUUUAUUAAAAUGAAACGUAUUGUGUUCAAAGGGGAUAAAAGUUGUGUGUUUUUUUUGCUAAGACAUCUAUAAAGAACUUAUUUUAGAGCAGUAAUCACAAUACCGUGAUAUUUUUAUUCAAAGUUAUCACACCGUCUGAAACUUACACCAGCCCAUGCCUAGUCGGAGCCAGUUAAAAAUGCUGAAUUGUUGGUCUGGUGAUGUAAUGUCUGAGAAGUGACGUGUUGUAAUCUGUUCAUCUUGUGCGUUUCUCUGCACUGUGUGAAUUGGGUUUUUCAAUAAGUGUGGUAUUGUAAUUUGUUUGCCAAAAUAGUCAGAAACUCAAGCACUUUAAAAUGAGAAUAUUAAGAUUCCAAAAGUGCCAGAUUUUUUAUUAAUUUAUAUGUAUUUGUACUGUUUUACCCAGGCCCUUUUCAUUUAUUUUAAUUGCAGAUCAUAACAAUCAGAAUUCAGGGCACUGUUUCGACUAUCACACUUAUGUGAGUCAAUCAGGGAUUUCAUCAAACAUCUGUUUGUAACAAAAAACUUUUGUCCAGUAAGAAUUAAAAUGCCUUCAUAUUGUGAACUUCGAAGGUCCUGUU
Danio rerio (zebrafish) is the source of this 2817-nucleotide messenger RNA. RefSeq names its product transmembrane protein with metallophosphoesterase domain (gene tmppe). Lineage: Eukaryota; Metazoa; Chordata; Actinopteri; Cypriniformes; Danionidae. The record is from RefSeq and is marked validated.